Molecule: messenger RNA, 2769 nt
Organism: Chlorocebus sabaeus (green monkey)
Lineage: Eukaryota; Metazoa; Chordata; Mammalia; Primates; Cercopithecidae
Gene: TM9SF1
Product: transmembrane 9 superfamily member 1
Biological process (GO): protein localization to membrane
Cellular component (GO): membrane
Source: RefSeq, a predicted model, not a curated record
GGGUACACCUCUCGGGCCUCGGCCAGGGCGAGCCUCCUGGCCAAGAGCUCUCAAACUCCAAAUCUUUCCCGGAGCAAGCGAACGGGCCUAGCUGCCACUCCUCUCCCGAAAGGGCGUCAGGGUCCUGGCUGCCAGGCCUCAGCCCCCUCCCCGGGAAGCCGUCGCGAAGAGGUCCCCAGGGGCUGCAGCGUCUAAGGCCCUCUACAUUCAAUGCAACGAGCUUUCCGCCAGGCUGAGGUCCCUGCCGCUGAGGGCGGAAGUGGUAAGACUGACGUGUCCUGGGCCGCGCUGCCGAUCGCCGGGAGGACCCCCGCCUUGCCCAGGACGGGCGGGGCGAGCCGAGCCUCACGGGGUCGCCGGAGCUGGGCCGGGCCUCCAGAUGGAGAAGGCGCAGCGGGGAGUUCUUGAGUAAGCCAGAGCUGUGUCCAGCGCGGUGUAGCCGCAGCCGCAGCUGUCAGGCGCAGCAGCGGGCAACCCCGUGGAGGUCGGUUGCCAGGUCCUCUCCAACCCGCCGCUACCGCGCCGCUCUGGUAGACCCCGGCAGGAGCCCAAGGGCAGCUACGGGGCCGCGGAGGCCGCUGGCGCCGCCUCGGCCAGCCCUUCCCGCGCGGUGAGGACCUCGGGGCUAUGGCGGGAAGGGACCCGAGGAUUCCCCCAAACAGGUUCCACUGCCUUAAGGAUGACAGUCAUAGGGAACCCUCGAAGUUGGAGCUGCCAGUGGUUGCCAAUCCUGAUACUGUUGCUGGGCACAGGCCAUGGGCCAGGGGUGGAAGGCGUGACACACUACAAGGCCGGCGACCCUGUUAUUCUAUAUGUCAACAAAGUGGGACCCUACCAUAACCCUCAGGAAACUUACCACUACUAUCAGCUUCCAGUUUGCUGCCCUGAGAAGAUACGUCACAAAAGCCUUAGCCUGGGUGAAGUGCUGGAUGGGGACCGAAUGGCUGAGUCUUUGUAUGAGAUCCGCUUUCGGGAAAACGUGGAGAAGAGAAUUCUGUGCCACAUGCAGCUCAGUUCUGCACAGGUGGAGCAGCUGCGCCAGGCCAUCGAAGAACUGUACUACUUUGAAUUUGUGGUAGAUGACUUGCCAAUCCGGGGCUUUGUGGGCUACAUGGAGGAGAGCGGCUUCUUGCCACACAGCCACAAGAUAGGACUCUGGACCCAUUUGGACUUCCACCUAGAAUUUCAUGGAGACCGAAUUAUAUUUGCCAAUGUUUCAGUGCGGGACGUCAAGCCCCACAGCUUGGAUGGGUUACGACCUGAUGAGUUCCUAGGCCUUACCCACACUUAUAGCGUGCGCUGGUCUGAGACUUCAGUAGAGCGUCGGAGUGACAGGCGCCGUGGUGAUGAUGGUGGUUUCUUUCCUCGAACACUGGAAAUCCAUUGGUUGUCCAUCAUCAACUCCAUGGUGCUUGUGUUUUUACUGGUGGGUUUUGUGGCUGUCAUUCUAAUGCGUGUGCUUCGGAAUGACCUGGCUCGGUACAACUUAGAUGAGGAGACCACCUCUGCAGGUUCUGGUGAUGACUUUGACCAGGGUGACAAUGGCUGGAAAAUUAUCCAUACAGAUGUCUUCCGCUUCCCCCCAUACCGUGGUCUGCUCUGUGCUGUGCUUGGCGUGGGCGCCCAGUUCCUGGCCCUUGGCACUGGCAUUAUUGUCAUGGCACUGCUAGGCAUGUUCAAUGUGCACCGUCAUGGGGCCAUUAACUCGGCAGCCAUCUUGUUGUAUGCCCUGACCUGCUGCAUCUCUGGCUACGUGUCCAGCCACUUCUACCGGCAGAUUGGAGGCGAGCGUUGGGUGUGGAACAUCAUUCUCACCACCAGUCUCUUCUCUGUGCCUUUCUUCCUGACGUGGAGUGUGGUGAACUCAGUGCACUGGGCCAAUGGUUCGACACAGGCUCUGCCAGCCACAACCAUCCUGCUGCUUCUGACGGUUUGGCUGCUGGUGGGCUUUCCCCUCACUGUCAUUGGAGGCAUCUUCGGGAAGAACAACGCCAGCCCCUUUGAUGCACCCUGUCGCACCAAGAACAUCGCCCGGGAGAUUCCACCCCAGCCCUGGUACAAGUCUACUGUCAUCCACAUGACGGUUGGAGGCUUCCUGCCUUUCAGUGCCAUCUCUGUGGAGCUGUACUACAUCUUUGCCACAGUAUGGGGUCGGGAGCAGUAUACUUUGUACGGCAUCCUCUUCUUUGUCUUCGCCAUCCUGCUGAGUGUGGGGGCUUGCAUCUCCAUUGCACUCACCUACUUCCAGUUGUCUGGGGAGGAUUACCGCUGGUGGUGGCGAUCUGUGCUGAGUGUUGGCUCCACUGGCCUCUUCAUCUUCCUCUACUCAGUUUUCUAUUAUGCCCGGCGCUCCAACAUGUCUGGGGCAGUACAGACAGUAGAGUUCUUUGGCUACUCCUUACUCACUGGUUAUGUCUUCUUCCUCAUGCUGGGCACCAUCUCCUUUUUUUCUUCCCUAAAGUUCAUCCGGUAUAUCUAUGUUAACCUCAAGAUGGACUGAGUUCUGUGUGGCAGAAGUAUUGCUGUUCUCUCCCUUUCUUCAUGCCUCGUUGAGCUCUCCUACCAGCUUCUCUUCUGAUUGACUGAGUUGUGUGAUGGCAUUGUUGCCUUCCCCUUUGCCCUUUUGGCCUUCCUUCCCCAGAGAGGGCCUGGAAAUUAUAAAUCUCUAUUACAUAAGGAGUAUAUAUUUGAAAUUUUUAAGUUGCCUUUAGUUUUGGUCCUGAUUUUUCUUUUUACAAUUAUCAAAAUAAAAUUUGUUAAGAAAAAGGA